Drosophila innubila is the source of this 449-nucleotide messenger RNA. RefSeq lists its product as uncharacterized. NCBI's taxonomy places the organism in Eukaryota, Metazoa, Arthropoda, Insecta, Diptera, Drosophilidae. The transcript is spliced from 2 exons. The coding region runs from base 37 to 375 and encodes 112 amino acids. The record is from RefSeq and is a predicted model, not a curated record.
UUCAAACAGAAACAAAAGUGUCUUCAAAUAGUAACAAUGAAAUUCCAAUACACUUGUGUCUUCCUUUUGGCCUUAUUCGCUGCCAGCCAGGCCUUCAGCGCCAGCUGGGGAAAGAGGAACGGAACUGACUUCUUGGUGCUCCGCCAGACUGAAGUCCGUCAACCCUUGAAGAACAAUUACUGGAACGUCAAUGUGAACUAUAAUGGCCAAUACUUCAUUACGUUCAUCAAUGUUAUCGAUAACUUCCGCAACAGCUCUGGUGCCGCACCCAGCAUCUAUUCCGGUGGUGUAGGAUACCGUAACACCGUGGUUACCCUCAAGAGCCAGGUUAGCCGUGGUCUCAACUCCACCGUUGAGAUCUGGGCUCGUCGCUAAGACCAAUUCAACUUUUCUAAAACUCGAGUACUCCUACAAAAAAAAAAUAAAUUCAAAUGACUUAUCACUUAAAC